AUGUGUAAAGAUAUAUUAAAAAAACAGGUAACAUGUGAAAUAGUUACAGUUAGCUUAGAAGGGCAUGAGAAAAAAUGUAAUAAAAUAUAUAGUCUUUCAACUUCAAUCACACAUCUUAAUGAACACCUUAAUACAAAACAUCAGAUUUUCCCUUCUAAUCAAUAUAAAAAAAAUUCAAAGGGACAAACCAUAAUUGAGAUGGAUAAUUCAAUUCAAACCAUACCUUUAAUAUUUUCAAAAAUGGACUCUCACAAACCAGAAAAACAACAAUGUUUGCAAUUCCGUUUGGCUGCAUGGAUUAUUGAAGAUUGCCAAUCUUUAGUAGUUAUGGAGGAACAAAAGUUUCGUGAAUUUUGCUAUGAAAUGGAUCCUCGCUUUAAGGUUCCUGGACCUGCAUUAGUUAAAACAACAAUUCAAAAAUCAGUACUUUUUGCUAAGAAUAAAUUACAUGACUUAAUAUCUAAUCCAAUGGAGACAUUUUCUUUUACACCCGACAUGUGGACUGGCAUGCACCAUCCUUAUAUUGGUGUAACUAUUCAUUGGCUUUCAAAAAACUUUGAUUUGAAUCAAGCAGUUUUAACUAUAGAAGAAUUUCCUUAUCCACACACUGGAGAACAGACAACUGAUAAUGAUAAAUCGAUUGUUAAAGGAAUGCAGCUUCUUGCAGUACCUCAUAUACACUGUACUGCUCAUACGAUUCAACUAGCCAUUAAAGAUGGACUUAAUGCAUGCAAAGAUCUUUUAAUUAAAGCUAAAGAACUAAAUAAUUGGUUACCGCUAUUGGGAGAUGAAGAUUCAGAAUUGGACUUAUUUGAAUUAGUUCAACAAAAUUUUAGUAUAGAAACAACAUUAAAUUUUUAUCCCAACAUUAAUACUAGGCAAACAGAAAAACAAUCAAAUAUAGUAGAACCAAUUCGUGACGUAAAGACUAGGUGGAACUCCACCUAUUUUGUUUUAAAAAGUUUAACUCAAUUGCGAGAUGCUACAGAACAGCUUGCAAAAUCUUUAUAUCAGCAGCCUGAGUUACCACAAAAAAAAGAUGGCCAAACAACAAAAUUAAUUGGAGGAGCCCAAUACCCAACACUCGGCAUGAUGCUUCCUACUAUUUCAUGUUUAUUUACCCACCUAGACCAAAUGAAAACAUCUCUUAUUUCAUCUAAUAUCUUGGAUGUUUGUUAUAAAAUUGAAGAUUCAAUGUUUGCUUGCUGGGAAACUCCCUUAAUAGAAGCUUAUAUUGCAUCUUAUCUAGACCCCUGA
Molecule: messenger RNA, 1257 nt
Organism: Cetraspora pellucida
Lineage: Eukaryota; Fungi; Glomeromycota; Glomeromycetes; Diversisporales; Gigasporaceae
Source: the annotation of a GenBank genome assembly